AUGUCUCAAAAGAUUGGCCAUUCCGCUUUAGCUUUUGGUAGAUUAUGGCAUCAUGUAAAUGUUGCACAAGAGGAGAGAACUUUAGGUAGACUUGCGUCCUCAAUUGCGAUAGCUUUGAUAGGUAAACACAAACCAGUAUAUCAUCCUUCUGAAGAUUGUGGCGAUUACGUAGUUGUCACGAAUUGUCAACUGCUGAAAGUAACUGGUAAGAAGAUGAGCCAAAAAAAUUACUGGUCUCAUAGUGGUAAACCAGGUCAUUUAAAACUUGUUCCAAUGGAAAAAUUAAUUGCAGAUAAGGGUACUAAAGAGGUCUUAAAAAAGGCAGUAAGCGGAAUGUUGCCCAAGAAUAGACUUCGUAAGAUAAGAUUAGAGAGGCUAAAAAUAUUUGAUGGAAGUGAACAUCCAUAUAAAAACAACAUCAUGGCUUUUGCAAAAGAACAAUCACAGAUCAAGUCAUCAACUAACACAGAAACCAAUUCCGUAAAACAACCAUGA
Messenger RNA from Tetrapisispora phaffii CBS 4417, 495 nucleotides. RefSeq names its product mitochondrial 54S ribosomal protein uL13m (gene MRPL23). The record is from RefSeq and is a predicted model, not a curated record. Gene Ontology annotation, cellular component: ribosome; mitochondrial large ribosomal subunit. The transcript has a single exon. Bases 1 to 495 code for a protein of 164 amino acids. Lineage: Eukaryota; Fungi; Ascomycota; Saccharomycetes; Saccharomycetales; Saccharomycetaceae. Gene Ontology annotation, molecular function: mRNA binding; structural constituent of ribosome. Gene Ontology annotation, biological process: negative regulation of translation; translation.